Helobdella robusta is the source of this 351-nucleotide messenger RNA. RefSeq lists its product as hypothetical. The record is from RefSeq and is a predicted model, not a curated record. Gene Ontology annotation, molecular function: protein binding. Lineage: Eukaryota; Metazoa; Annelida; Clitellata; Rhynchobdellida; Glossiphoniidae. Gene Ontology annotation, cellular component: plasma membrane. The transcript is spliced from 3 exons. The annotation marks the transcript as partial.
ACUUCGUGUUCGAAUAACGAUCGGUUGUUUCAAUGUCGGAAUGGCAAAUGCAUUACGAGAAGGUGGUUGUGUGAUGGUACCGAUGACUGUGGCGAUAAUUCAGACGAAAUUUCUGAUACUUGCUCGGAAAAUGAAUGCCUGCAAGGCCAAAUGCGUUGUCGAAAUCUGAAGUGCCUACCCAGCAGGUAUGUUUGCGACGGUGUCGACGACUGUGGCGACUACACAGAUGAACUGGAUUGCGGUACGUUGUCUUGCCUGCCUUUCCAGUACAAAUGUUCAAUCACUGGUGAAUGUAUACACUGGAGUUGGUUGUGCGACGGUCUCAGAGACUGUCCCCGAGGCGAUGACGAG